AUGGUGCAGGAGGUGACCUGGACCGCCACGAACGGCGAGACCAAAACGGCCGACAAGUCAUGGGGGGCCGACUGGGCCUCGCGCGGCGUCUUGGGCUUGGGGAGCACCGCGAACCGCGACACGGCGUGGAAUUAUGGCCGCGCGCAUGGGAAGAAGUUCACUUAUCUUCUCUUUAACUCCGAUUCCGACACCACCGUCACCGGCUCCAGGUAUGAGGUCUUCAACCACAACCUCGCCGAUGGCGGCGACAAGAGCGAUAUGGCUGAAGUCAUUGGCGCCGUGAACACGCUGGGCAACGCGAAGUACUCCAUCACCAAGAAUGCCCUAUGUCGGACUACUGGCACACAUGAUCACCCGUUUUGGCACUCUGCGGGAGGUCUUUAUGUGAACACGGUUCAGUGCACAGUGGUAUUCGACAAUACGGUCGCCCAGGCCAAGAUCAAGCGAGGCGAGAAGCCGAUCCAAGAGGAGAUAUUCAAUAUCAAGCGCAUCGAGAUUGCGGAGGAUGAACCCGUGCAUGAAAUAUUUGUUCCAUCUGACGAUGCAGAGCCAACUCUGACGCCUCGGAGUAUCGGGAAGCACCGAAGACACCGCGCCCAUCAUCACUAA
Messenger RNA from Penicillium bovifimosum, 609 nucleotides. RefSeq lists its product as uncharacterized. The transcript is spliced from 3 exons. Bases 1 to 609 code for a protein of 202 amino acids. The record is from RefSeq and is a predicted model, not a curated record. Lineage: Eukaryota; Fungi; Ascomycota; Eurotiomycetes; Eurotiales; Aspergillaceae.